Coprinopsis cinerea okayama7#130 is the source of this 1068-nucleotide messenger RNA. RefSeq names its product eukaryotic translation initiation factor 3 62 kDa subunit. Gene Ontology annotation, biological process: tRNA methylation. NCBI's taxonomy places the organism in Eukaryota, Fungi, Basidiomycota, Agaricomycetes, Agaricales, Psathyrellaceae. Gene Ontology annotation, cellular component: tRNA (m1A) methyltransferase complex; nucleus. The record is from RefSeq and is a predicted model, not a curated record. Bases 1 to 1068 code for a protein of 355 amino acids. The transcript is spliced from 7 exons.
AUGACCGAAACUUCACCACGACCUACGAUCCAGCACGGCAACACAAUCCUCGUCAGACUACCCAACAACGACCUCAGGAGCGUUAAGGUAGAAAAGAAUACCUUAAGAUUCUACCACCAAAAACUUGGCAGGAAGUUGGUAUGUGAAGUUGGCAGGAGAUCCAGCCCAAGCGCUGAAGCACUUCCACCAGAGGAUACCGAUGCAACCAACGAACUCAUCAACGACGGAGAGUUCGUCCAACCGCUUACUGUGGAGGAGAUAAAAGCGUUAAAACAGUCGGGAGCCCAUUCCUCUGACAUCAUUCAAAAGCAAAUCGAAAACCACGCAAACUUCAACCUCAAAACAGAAUACAGCAAAGAGAAAUAUCUCAAGAGGAAAGAAGCAAAAUACUCGAAAUGCUUCACCACCGUCGAGCCAACACUGUUCAACGUCUGCGAGUACUGGUUUGAAAAGGACCAGUUCAGGAUACGAGAUAUCCGUAUGGAUACCUUGUCCCAAAUCCUCAACCUGGCUAAUGUUAGGCCUGGGGGACGGUACCUUGUGGUCGACGAUGCGUCUGGGCUGAUUGCUGCUGGUGUCUUGACCAGGCUGGGAGGGGAAGGUCGUCUACUGGCUAUCUGCGACACUGAAUCCCCUCCAGCUUUCCCUGUCUUCACCCAGAUGAACUUUGACCAAAAUGUGACGAAACCUCUCGCUUCUCUCAAUUGGGCGACCUCCCAAAAAGACUAUACACCAAUCGUACCCCCGUCAGAGCUACCGUCCGAAGAGAUUCGAUCUGAGCGACAGAAGUCGAGACUAAAGAAGCGCAAGGCCAUUAAUGAUCUGUUAAACAACACACGAGAGGACCUUUUCGCAGGCGAAUUCAACAGUCUAAUCAUCGCUUCAGAGUAUGACCCGAUGGUCAUUAUCGAACGCCUAUAUCCAUACCUCGCUGGAUCAGCGUCCAUCGUAGUCCACAGUCCCUAUGUCCAGGUUGUAGCUGACCUGCAAGCCAAGCUACGGAAUCAACCACAGUACCUAUUCCCUAGCGUAACAGAGGGUUGGCUACGACGCUACCAGGUUAUCUGA